AUGAAAUUCAAGAGAGGUGACCCAACCAAAAACCCAUUGCCAUCAAGUCGAUUCUGACUCAUAUUGACCCUGUAGGACAGAGUAGAACUUGCCCACAGAGUUUCCAAGGAGCUCCUGGUGGAUUUGAACUACCAACCUUUUGGUUAACAACUGUAACUCUUAACCGCUACACCACCAGGGUUUCCCAAGAGACGUGAAGUGGCCCUUAAAUGUCACAUGCAACUUUGUCCACAGUAGUUUUGUAAGUGAAGUAGACAGGAUGGGGGGUAGUGAUAGAAAAAAAAAUUUUUUUUUUUUUUAAGAGCUAAAAUCCAGAGAUGAGAGGGUAAUGUUAAGACAGAGCUGGAGGAAAAAUGAGAGAUUGAGUAGUAGGAGGCUCAGGGUCAUGGGAAACAGUAGAUUUUCAUUGUUAUAGGCAGUAGCUGAAAGGGAGGAUUGUCUGUUGGUAGUGGAAGGAAGUUACAAUAGAGAUACUGAGGGGACGAUUUGCUGAGAACAGAAAUCAAAGACCAUCUUUGCUGAGAGAAAGAAACACCUGCAAAUGAAAUGCUGUUUCUGCAACUUCCAUUGCUAGCUGUGUUCCUUCCAGGUGGCAACAAUGAGGAAGCUAUCCAGAAACCCAUCUCAUUCCAACUCAUCCAGAUCUCAUCCUUUGCUAAUCAAACCUGGGCACAAAAUCAGGGCUCAGGUUGGCUGGAUGAGUUGCAGACUCACAGCUGGGAGAGUGAAUUAGGCAGUAUAAUUUUCCUGCACACCUGGUCCAAGGGCAACUUCAGCGAUGAAGAGCUGAUGGAUCUGGAGCUGCUCUUCCGUGUCUAUUUCACUGGUUUUAUUCGGGAGGUUCAAGACCAUGCCAGUGCAUUGAAGUUGGAAUACCCCUUCACGCUACAGGUGUCUCUUGGCUGUGAGCUGCAUUCCAGGGAGACCCCAAAAAGCUUCUUCCAUGUAGCUUAUCAAGGGUCAGAUUUCCUGAGCUUCCAGAACAUGUCCUGGGUGCCAUCUCCAGAGGGAGGGAGUAGGGCCCAGAAUGUGUGCAAUCUAAUCAAUCAGUACCAAGGCAUCCAGGAGACGGUGCACGGGCUCAUCAGGAACACCUGCCCCCGAUUUGUCUUGGGUCUCCUGGACGCAGGGAGGAUGUAUCUCCAGAGGCAAGUGAGGCCACAGGCCUGGCUUUCCAGUAGCCCCACCCUUAGUCCUGACUGGCUGUUGCUGGUUUGUCAUGUCUCUGGCUUCUACCCAAAGCCUGUUUGGGUGAUGUGGAUGCGGGGUGAGCAGGAGCUACCGGGCACUAAACAAGGAGGUAUCCUUCCCAAUGCUGAUGGGACAUGGUAUCUUUGGGUCAUCCUGAAUGUGAAGGCUGAGGAUGUGGCUGACCUGUCUUGCUGGGUGAGGCACAGCAGUCUGGGCAGUGAGGACAUCAUCAUCUCCUGGGGACACCACAUCUCAAUGAACUUGACCCCGCUGGCAGUGGUAGUGCCCCUGACGCUUCUGAUAGGCCUUGCAUUAUGGUUUAAGAAGCGCUGUUCUUAUCAGGACAUCCUGUGAGCCUCUUUACCAUGCCUCCUCCAACGGAACAGGAGUACAACAGUCCAGGAGAUCAGCAAAAAUACUGAUGCCAAAUACUUUCUAACCUCCAAUUAAAUGUGUUUUUAUGUUUCUGCUUAAUGAUCAUUUGUUAAAUAAAAAUGAGUUCCGUAUCUGUAACUCUGCAUGCAAUGACUUUGUAUAAAUAUCUAUUUUUUCAACUGUAUUCAGCCUUCAAAGCCCAUUUCUGAUGUCACUUCUUUCACAGGUGUUCAGUGAUUCACAAGUCAGAAGCAGUCUCUCUCUCUCUCUCUUCUGAGUUCCCACAGUACUUUAACUGUACUCUGCCGCAUUUAAUCCUUUCUCCCUGUCCAGCAUUGAAAUGAUUUAGGCCUCUUUCUCCCUUCUAAAGUUUAAGCCCCUUGAGGGAAAGGAUCUUGAGAAGUGUCUUAGCUGCAUAUAAUAUGUGCUCAUCAAAAAACAAACAAAACAAAACCCACAUAUUCAAAGUAAAUUAACUGUCAGGUUGGUAGUAUUUUCUCAUUCUUUUGAAACAUUGAUUUUUUUCCUUUUUCUUUAAAUGCUUCUUAGUUGGCCAAGAAAUUCCACACUCUAUUAGUUCCUUCAUUUCUACCUUGAACCUUUAAGGAAAAAUACAGACAGCCAAUUCUUUCAUAUGCACACACACACAGAUAUGCACACGUAUUGGAAACACAAUAAGAGAACAAGAUAGAGAGACAGAAAGAGAAAGUGAGAGAAACAAUUACGAAUGAAGAGUGGUGGGGCAGAUAUGUCACUGAAUGUUCGAAAAAAAGAAGAAAGAGAGCUGGUCCUCAGAAUUGGGGUGGGAUCAAGGCAAAGGAUAUAUAUGGAUAACAAAUACUCUAAAGAGUGGUGCUAUUUGAGUUAGUCUUGGUUAAACUUUAGUUACUUUAGCAUUCAUUCACUAACUCAACUAAUUUUUUUAAGUACAGUUUAUGAGGCAAGCACGUAAUAGCGUAUAUGUCAGUGGGUGAAAAACAGAUAUCAUGCCCACCCUCCGGAAAUUGCAAUGUUUGUUUAAUCUGUUUGCCUUUUUUAUAGCUUUUUUUUGUUCCUUUUAAACAAUUUUUAAUAAACUUUAUUGAUGUUUAAUUUACAUACAAUAAACUCACCCAUUUUAAGCGUUCAGUUAAAUGCAUUUUGAUAAAUAUGUAUACCUAUGUAAGCAUUACCACAGACAAGAUAUAGAACAUUUCCAUCACCCCAUGGCCCCUUGUGCCCAUUUGUAGUCAAUGCCACAACCAACUUAGUAUCCUUGCAAUUACUGAUCUGCUUUGUACCUCUUAAACUUAGAUUUGUCUUUCUCAUAGUUUUAAGAGAAUUGAAAUAAACUGUAUGUAUUCUUUGUGACUGGCUAUUUUUCUCCCCUUAUUCUUUGUGUCUGGCUGUUUUUUUCCCCUUAGUAUAUGGUUAUAAGUCAUCCAUGUUGUUGAGUGUAUCAGUAGUCUGUUCCUUUUUAUUGCUGAAUAGAAUUCCAUGAAAGGAUAUAUAGUCAUUGUUAUUUUUGUCCAUCUGCUCUUUGUUUCUAGUUUGAAUUUCUUAUAAAUAAAAUCAUUGAUGUCAUUUUGGUGUUUGUGUUGUGUUUGUUUCUUUAGUGAACUGCCUGAACUAAUUCUGUA
Messenger RNA from Loxodonta africana (African savanna elephant), 3185 nucleotides. Its product is annotated as T-cell surface glycoprotein CD1c-like. Lineage: Eukaryota; Metazoa; Chordata; Mammalia; Proboscidea; Elephantidae. Gene Ontology annotation, cellular component: external side of plasma membrane. Gene Ontology annotation, biological process: antigen processing and presentation, endogenous lipid antigen via MHC class Ib; positive regulation of T cell mediated cytotoxicity; antigen processing and presentation, exogenous lipid antigen via MHC class Ib. The record is from RefSeq and is a predicted model, not a curated record. Gene Ontology annotation, molecular function: endogenous lipid antigen binding; exogenous lipid antigen binding; lipopeptide binding. The transcript is spliced from 6 exons. The coding region runs from base 547 to 1545 and encodes 332 amino acids.